Molecule: messenger RNA, 1311 nt
Organism: Daphnia carinata
Lineage: Eukaryota; Metazoa; Arthropoda; Branchiopoda; Diplostraca; Daphniidae
Exons: 2
Coding region: 38-1132 (364 amino acids)
Source: RefSeq, a predicted model, not a curated record
ACAAGUUGGACCGGUUCAAAGACAAACAUUUUCAAAAAUGAAACUCUUGUUCAUCGUCGUGCUGGCCAGUGCCUUGAUUUUGGAUCAUUCCAGCGAAGCGCAAAACAUUUUCACGAACUUCUUCAAUUUCUUCAGCAAUUUGAGUAAUUUCCAGCGCGUCAAUCGACUUCAAUCGUCGGUGACAACGAAAUCAUCGCCGGCCGACGUUCCUACCGUCCAUUCUAUCGAGACGUCCAUAUCUACAUUGACGGAAACGAUGACGAUGAUGGAAACGAUAACGACGACGGAAAUCUUGUCCGUCUCCGUCGCUCCCAUCACGUUCACCGAGUACAACGUGGAGACGGUGAGAUCGACGCUAACCGAGUUAGCAAGAGAGACGGUGAUGGUGACGAUGCCCGCCCUGACCGACACGGUGACAGCGACCAUGACGGAGCUAGUGACAUCUAUCGUCAAAGAAAUCGAAAUAGCCACAGAGACGGUGGAGAUCGAGCCCACGACGGUCGUCGUGACGGAGGUAUCCACCACAUCGAUCACGAUCAACGAAGUUCCAAUCACGAUGACGGAAGUGAUCCGCGAAACGGAAACGAUCAUGUCGACGAUGACAGUCACAGAGUCUUUCACGGAAAUCGUUCGUUCUACCGAGAUCUCGUCCGUCUCUUUGCCGGCCGUGACGGAAACGUUGACGACUACGCUGCCCGUCGAGACGAUCACGUUGUCCAGCACGACGACGUUGCCAGCUGAGACAGUUUCAAUUACAUUGCCAGUUGAAACUGUUGUAGUGACCCUACCUGUUGAAACGAUGACAGUUACUCUGCCCGUUGAGAUCAGUACGAUGACUGUGUCCAGCACGAUGACUCUGCCCGUCGAGAUCAGCACGGUCACCGUGUCCAGCACCAUCACACUGCCCGCCGAAACUGUUUUGGCUGCUGCUCCAACCGAAACUGCCGUUCCAGAACUUGUUCCUUCCAUCAAACGUCGUCGGAAUGUUGAAGACGUUCAUCUGAAACAAGAAGAAUUGACACCAUCGGCCGUAACGCUCGUGCCCUACAUCAUAAAACGUUCCAUCGACAUUGAAUCGUCCUUCAUGGAACAGCAGAGCAAACGCUCUCCAAUGAUCAAAAUGGCCUCAUAGUCGCAUGUUUCUCUUUCCUCACUAGCAAUAUUUAACUUAAAUCCAUUCACACAAUUAACCAGUGUACAUCUCAAGACAUUGCAAUGGUUAACUUUAAAAAAACCGAUAUUGCACGGCCUCAAACGUAUUUAAAUCAUUUCAAUUAUUUAAAAACUCAAAUAUAUCAAAAACAAAAACGA